Messenger RNA from Saprolegnia parasitica CBS 223.65, 2067 nucleotides. Its product is annotated as TKL protein kinase. The transcript has 13 exons. Gene Ontology annotation, molecular function: protein binding; protein tyrosine kinase activity; ATP binding. NCBI's taxonomy places the organism in Eukaryota, Oomycota, Saprolegniomycetes, Saprolegniales, Saprolegniaceae. Gene Ontology annotation, biological process: protein phosphorylation. The coding region runs from base 1 to 2067 and encodes 688 amino acids. The record is from RefSeq and is a predicted model, not a curated record.
AUGACCACGUGUCCGUACGCCAGCGCUGGCAACGCGAUCCUGACUGCCGACAGCUACUGCGACGACGCCACCUGCGUCCUCGACAGCUCGUGCCGCAUCGUCGCGCGCUACGCCGCGGCCACCACGAGCUUUACCGGCCUCAGCGCCCUCGGCAACCUCUUGGCCUAUCGCGCGACCAACCUCUCCGUCAUCAACGCGACGGGCGCCAUCAACGUCCAAGACGUGGUGCUGCCGACCACGCUGACGAGCCUAAAAAUCAUCAACUUCACAUCGCUCGAUGUCGUCCGCUUGAUUAAGGCCCUCCCGUCGUCGCUGCAGACAUUCGUCAUUUCAAACGCGAGUGCGCUCUCGUUGCCCGACACGCUGGUGUGGCCGAGCUCCAUCACCACCCUAAUGCUCAAGUAUUUGGGUCUACGCCAGAUCCCACCCCACCUGCCCUUGGCGCUACGCAGUCUAUCACUUUACAACAACUCGAUCUCGUCGCUUGAUGGUCUACCAACGACGUUGACGGCGCUGGAAAUGGGCCACAACAACGUGACAAGCGUGGUCGACUACGACUGGACCAACAUGACGUAUCUGAGUUUCGAGGCCAACCCGCUGCACACUUUUGCGUUCGUCCAGCUCUCGCCCAAACUCGUCACCUUUGAUCUACGGCACCUCCCGAGCCCCGUCGUCAACAUCUCGCUCAGCAGUGACAGUUGCGACGCCCUCGACCGCUUACCACGCCAAGCGGAGCCCUACGACGUGGACAACGAGGCAGGCUACGCGGUGUCGGGCAAUAUCAACGCCGACACGGCCAAGUGCGCGAGCAUUCACGGCGUGCUGCGUCGGAUCUGGGGAGCCACGACGAUUGAGCACGCUGUCCACGUCUGCGUUCUUCCUUCGUCGACACCCGGAACGAGUGCGCCACCGCUACGGUCCACAUCGAGUAGCACUCUCACUUGGACUCUAAGCAGCCUCGCACUCGCUCUCAUUGGCGCGUACCUGGCCUAUGUGUUUUGGCGCAAACAGCAAAGCUCGAGGGCGAGAGAUCCUCCCAAAGCGAACCAAGUGUUCGACGCCAACCCGCCUGUGUGGUCGCCCUCCAAGGCGCUACCGUCGCCCAAGCCGUGGCUCCCAUCGUCUGCAGAGCCCAAGCCGUGGCUUCCAUCGCCUGCAGAGCCCAAGCCGUGGCUUCCAUCACCAGACGUUGUCGCGACCCACGAGAUUGAUCUCUCGGAGCUCUGUGACCACCGCCUCGAAGCGUCGGACCUUAACCCGAUCAAACCGCUGGCCUCCAACGCGUACGGCGAGGUGUGGCUGAGCCACUUUGGCGCCGACGUCGUCGUUGUCCAGCGCAUCCAUGACAAGUCGUCCGAGAGUCUGGCCAUGUUUGUCGAAGAAAUCUUGCUCCGCGCCACGAUUGAGAGUCCGUACAUUGUUCAGUUUAUCGGCGUCAGCUGGCACCAGCCCCGCGACAUGGAGUGCGUGCUCGAAUACAUGAACCGGGGCAACCUCCAAGACUACUUGGCGCGGCACUCGCCGACGACGUACCCUUGGGCGGCCAAGUUGGAGGCGAUCGUUAGCAUCGUCCGCGGUCUCAUCUACCUCCAUACGUUGGACCCACCAAUCAUCCACCGCGAUCUGCGGUCCCGGAAUGUUCUUUUGGACUCGGAAAAGGGCACGAAGAUCAACGACUUUGGCUCGUCGCGCGAGACGUCCGAGCAGUCGAUGACCAACGGCGUCGGGUCCUACCAAUGGGCCGCCCCCGAGCUCCUUCUCGGAUCGCUCUACAACACGGCGGUCGACAUUUACUCGUUCGGGGUGCUACUGACCGAGUUUUCGACCCACCAAGUGCCGUACGUGCGGACGCUGGACGCGUCCACGGGUCGUGUCUAUACGCAAGACAAGGUGAUGCAGCUCGUCACCAAAGGCGAGCUCGUGCCGGACUUUGAUUGGGCGCGGUCGCCGAUCUGGCUCAUUGAGAUUGCGCAAUUGUGCUUGGCGACCGAGCCCGAGAAGCGCCCGACCGCCCUCGCCCUCGCAGGUCUCCUCGACAAGCACCAAUUCGAGGUCAUCGAGGCGUGA